Molecule: messenger RNA, 1734 nt
Organism: Coffea arabica (coffee)
Lineage: Eukaryota; Viridiplantae; Streptophyta; Magnoliopsida; Gentianales; Rubiaceae
Source: RefSeq, a predicted model, not a curated record
AUGGAUACUUCAGCUCAAGAGUACACUGAUACUCAUCCAAAAUUGAAGCAUCUAUUUCUGCAAAUCAAACAUGUUAUGGGCAGGGCAGCAUGUGUUAUUCCCUCGUUCAUUGACAAUGAUGUUACUGAGGACACUGUUAGACAACUGGACCUUGAUGCUCGUGUUUUGCUUGAAGAGUUCAAGGUUAUCAAGCAAGAAGCUAGAGAUAUCUAUGACAGCAUAUUGCCAAAAUCCCAGAGGACCAAGUUCCCCACAACAAACGAAUUAGGCUUUGUGGAUUUUGUGAUUCAGAAUGCGAAGCAGCUGCUACACUCUAAAGAUGACUUCAUUGCUCUAUUGUGGCAUCAAAUUGAGAUGGUUCAUGAUCACAUAUUGUCUAUGAGGGGAGAUUUUAUUGAAAUUGCUAAGCAUCCAAGAGAACAUCAAGAUCUGAAAGAUCCCUGGACACGUUUCAAAGAUGUUGUGUACCAUAUAGAUUAUGUUGUCGAUUCGUUCCUCAUCAAAGAUCAACCUCUUUGGUAUCAUAAGUUGGGGCUAUUUUAUGCCAUUGAAGAUAUUAAGAUUAUAAGCAGAGAGGUCAGUGAUAUCAAAGACAGAACAAUGAAUCACGUUGCAGCCCUGAAAUUUUCCUCCAAUGUUGCCGGUAUUUCUUCACAAGCUAAUUCAGGAGAGUUUCAAGUAUUGUCACGUUCCAUUUAUGGGGCCGGAAAUGAAGCAAACAAGCCUGGUGAUUUCGUGGAACUUUUUGAGGAUGAAGCAAAAAAGAUAAUGGAGCAACUCACCAAUGGUAAGACAACACUAGUUCAUUCAAUAUUUGAAAAUCCUUCCGUUCUUCUGCACUUUCAUGUCCGUGCAAGGUGUUGUGUAACUCAGGUCUAUCAGAAGAGAAGAUUGUUGCUUGAAGUUCUGCAGCAAGUUAGUAAAGUAAGUUACAAGGUACUUGGAAUGACUGACGACAGGCUGGCUCUGAAAUUAUAUCAAAGUCUAAAAGGCAAACGUUAUCUUAUAUUUGUUGAUGAUUUGUGGGAUAUUUGGCCGUGGAAUGAUAUGAAGGCUUCUUUCCCAGAUGAUAACAAUGGGAGUAGAAUUGUAUUCACAAGUCGAUUUCAUAACAUUACUUCACAAAUCACAACCAAUAGUAUCACCAUUUUUCUGAAUCCAAUAUCAGAUCUUAGUAGUUGGGAGCUCUUGCAAGUCAAGCUAUUUAAACAAGAAAGUUGCCCCCAAGAACUUUUUGGAAUUGGACAGCAAAUUGCAGCAAAUUGCAAAGGCCUACCAAUUGCUGUGGAUUUGAUAGCUGGACUACUUGGGACAAAGGACAGAAAGAAGGAAUCCUGGAAACAAAUUGCAAAUGGUUUGAAUGCUCACCUUCUGAAGACCAAAAUGGAUAUAGAAGUCCCGACAAGUAAGUUGAUACGGUUAUGGAUUGCAGAAGGAUUUGUUGAACUGCAAAAGGAUGAUAAAGGAAGCUUAGAGGGUGCAGCUCAGAAGUAUUUGAAUGAUCUAAUUGCUAGGAGCUUAGUAAUAAUCUCCAAAAAAGGAUCUCGAGGUGGAGUUAAAGCAAGCCGUGUUCAUGAUCUCUUGCGUGAUUUUGCCUUGGCAAAAGCUAAAGAAGAGUCCUUUUUGCUAACAACAACGGAUUUGAACAAUUAUCUUCGGUUGGUGAUUCAUUUUAUGAGCCAUAUCGUCUGUCCAUCAAUUCUGGAUCGGACUAUUUUCCCAGAAGUUCUUUGA